This is a messenger RNA of Suillus clintonianus, 459 nucleotides long. RefSeq lists its product as uncharacterized. The coding region runs from base 1 to 459 and encodes 152 amino acids. Lineage: Eukaryota; Fungi; Basidiomycota; Agaricomycetes; Boletales; Suillaceae. The transcript has 4 exons. The record is from RefSeq and is a predicted model, not a curated record.
AUGGGGAUCCUCAUAUGGCAUGAUUUAAGUCGCAACAUCUCCCUCACAGCGAGCCUUUAUGCAGUAUGGGCUGGUCUCUGGGGCAUUUUCUUUCGCAAGUUCUUCUGGGAUUUCAUUGGUGGCAUCUUACGUGCUCCUGGCGGCCUGCAACCAUCGCCUAAGGCGGCGGUCUUCAUCACUGUUAUUGUCAAAUACCCUAUCCUGCAAGCAAUAACAAUGAUCCUUGGAUUUAUCAUGGUCGCGCUGGAGUAUCCUGCGCCCAUCCUUAAAGGGACUUCCGUCCAUAGGAGCUUUGGACUCAGAGUGGUGUUACUUACGAUACAAGCAUCCGUUGCGAUAUUUUUCUACCAAGGUACAAAUGCAGCGUUGUGGUCGUUGAUCGCUGCCAUGACAUAUAUCCGUGCACUAACAUUGGGAGAGACUAUAGAGGGGUUCAAGGGAGAUACCCACUGCCAUUGA